Messenger RNA from Leptosomus discolor (cuckoo roller), 1282 nucleotides. The record is from RefSeq and is a predicted model, not a curated record. NCBI's taxonomy places the organism in Eukaryota, Metazoa, Chordata, Aves, Leptosomiformes, Leptosomidae.
AUGUAUGAUUUUGCUGCGGAGCCUGGAAACAACGAGCUGACCGUCAGUGAAGGGGAGAUUAUCGUAAUUACCAACCUGAAUGUUGGUGGAGGCUGGUUAGAAGGAAAAAACAGCCAAGGCGAGAGAGGACUUGUUCCAACAGAUUACGUUGAGAUUAUAACCGAAGGUGCAAAAGAUGGAAUUAGCUGCGGUAACUCGUUAGCCGACCAAGCCUUUUUUGAUUCCCUUUCUUCAAAUACAGCUCAGACCAACUCUGCUGCAAAAAGCAGUAAUCAGGCAAACAAUGCCAGUGAUCCUUGGUCCAGCUGGAACGUUGGAAAGUCUGGGAAUUGGGAUAAUGGAAACGCAGUUGACAGCUGGGCAACGAAACCUGAAAGUGCAGCUGGCCAGAGAAACAGUGGUGCAAAUAACUGGGAGACAGCAGCAGCAUUUGGUCAUCCACAGGCAUAUCAAGGACCAGCAGCUGCUGAUGACGAUGAUUGGGAUGAUGACUGGGAUGACCCAAAAUCAACUUCACCGUCUUAUCUUGGUUACAAGGAGUCUGAGGCAUCAGAGGCUGGGGGGGUCCAGCGUGGAAAUUCUCGUGCCGCUGCUAUGAAGUUACCACUUAACAAAUUUCCUGGAUUUGCAAAACCUGGGAUGGAACAGUAUCUGUUGGCAAAGCAGCUAGCAAAACCCAAAGAGAAAAUACCCAUAAUUAUUGGUGAUUACGGCCCAAUGUGGGUUUAUCCUACCUCUACAUUUGACUGUGUGGUGGCAGAUCCCAAAAAAGGUUCUAAAAUGUAUGGUCUCAAGAGCUACAUUGAAUAUCAGCUGACCUGCACUAACACUAAUCGGUCUGUCAACCACAGAUACAAGCACUUUGACUGGUUGUAUGAGCGUCUCCUGGUUAAAUUUGGACUAGCCAUUCCAAUCCCAUCUCUUCCAGACAAGCAAGUAACAGGGCGCUUUGAAGAAGAAUUUAUCAAAAUGCGCAUGGAGAGACUGCAAGCUUGGAUGACGAGGAUGUGUCGCCAUCCUGUUGUCUCAGAAAGUGAAGUUUUCCAGCAGUUUCUCAAUUUCCGAGAUGAGAAGGAGUGGAAAACUGGAAAGCGGAAGGCAGAAAAAGAUGAAACUGUAGGAGUCAUGAUCUUUUCUACAAUGGAACCAGAAGCUCCUGACUUGGACAUGGUAGAAAUAGAACAGAAAUGCGAUGCAGUGGGUAGGUUCACCAAAGCAAUGGACGAUGGAGUUAAAGAGCUGCUGACAGUAGGACAAGAGCACUGGAAGAGGUGUACAGGGC